AUGGCGCCAGGGUCUCUGCUUGAGGUCACAGGUGGACCUGGCACAGGCAAGACUGCACUGCUGGCGGCCAUGGCCGUAGCAGCAAGACUGGACGCUCUGCGCGAAUGCUUGCUUCAAAUGUCGUCGGAUGGCUCAUGCGGCUCGCAGCGGAUGGACUGGGACGCUGUCGUAGAAAAAGCCGAGAGCGUACUUGUCAUGGGUGAGUGCUUGAAGGAGGAUCAUGCCAUCUCCACCUUGACUCAUCUGCCUGCCAAGCUCCACCUCAUGCAGACACGGAGGGCAGUCUGCCGCCAUCGCGGAUUCUGCAGGCAGCCAGAUCGCAAAUCGCCGCACUGGAUGCGGGCGACGACCCUUUGUUGGUAUGCUGCAACAGUACUCACGCCGUGAAUACGCUGGCCGAUCUGCACAGGUCGGGCCCCUGUGCAACUGGCGGUCAGGCGUCGCGAAUGCUCGUCAAGGCAGUACUCGUAGGUGUCCACCACUCGAGGGUGCCCACAUUAGCUUCGCUACUUGCGCACAUCCACCUCGCUUUUCCCACUCGGCACUUCGAAUCAACGGACGAGGAUGGUGACAUGCCGCCGGACGAGCACUCGAGCCAUCUGCCCGCUCGAGUGCGCUUGAUUCUCAUCGACUCGAUCUCAUACCACCUCAGAGGGCCGCAAGGCGAGACUGCCGCCGAUCGAUCCAUUCGCUCCCACGCGCUGUCUCGCAUCGCGCAAUUCGCAGAGCGAUCACGAUCAAGAGGCAUAUGCGUGGUCGUCUCGAAUCAAAUGACCGUCAAAUUGUUCGGCAAUGCUGGCGAAGUCAGCAAUUUCCGGAACCACGAAGCUACAGCUCGACUCGUACCUCAAGUCGUUCGACCAGUCGUGCGGUACGAGCACGAGGAUGAUGGCGAAGGACCUUGCGAAGUGGUUGCGACAACCGAUGAAGAAGCUGCGUGGGCCUUUGGCGAGCGGGGAAGCAUCUUGGGCGAAGAGACGAGCCGAGUCACGCUAUUCCGUGCUGGGCCAGAUUACCAGACGUGAGUGUAGCAAGAGGGGAUUUGGCCUGGCUUGCCAUGCAGAUUCGUGCUUCAUCGCUUUGCUCAUCGCAUCCGCUUGGAAACAGGUUUGCGCAGCUGACAGGUCGUGCGGCGUCGCAUGCUACCGCACUUGCGUCGGCGUCGACUUCAUCAGCCAUCAAAACAGAGGCACCUGACGGGGAUCUUAAUGCCGACGAGGCUACACAUCCACGAGACGAGCGAAUGAUAGCAAGCUGGAAGACUUGGAUUCGCUUCCACAUCGAUGUGAGUGCUUUGAGACCUGUCAGCACUGUGACGGCGGUCUCGGACGCAAGUGGAAGCAGUCCCCCAAGCGAUUCUUUCGCGCUUCGCUCCUGGCUUUCUGCACUGACGUUGUCUCCUCGGCUUUCGCUGCGCACAGGACCAAGGAGCUCCUCACGAGACAAGGUGGCCUUUUCCAUCACAACAUGCUCAAUCACAUGUUUAA
Messenger RNA from Ceraceosorus bombacis, 1487 nucleotides. The record is from the annotation of a GenBank genome assembly. Lineage: Eukaryota; Fungi; Basidiomycota; Exobasidiomycetes; Ceraceosorales; Ceraceosoraceae.